GACGUCAUGGCCAUCCUGUUUGCUGUCGUGGCCAGGGGCACGACCAUCCUUGCCAAACACGCCUGGUGCGGAGGAAACUUCCUGGAGGUGACAGAGCAGAUCCUGGCGAAAAUUCCAUCUGAAAACAACAAACUGACCUAUUCCCAUGGGAAUUAUCUGUUUCAUUACAUCUGCCAAGACAGGAUUAUAUACCUCUGCAUCACAGAUGACGAUUUCGAACGCUCCAGAGCCUUCAACUUCCUGAAUGAGAUCAAGAAGAGGUUUCAGACCACGUACGGCUCAAGAGCACAGACAGCCCUUCCCUAUGCAAUGAACAGCGAGUUCUCCAGUGUCUUGGCUGCCCAGCUGAAAUACCACUCGGAGAGCAAGGGCACUGACCAGGUGGCAGAGACGCAAGCUCAGAUCGAUGAACUUAAAGGAAUCAUGGUUCGAAACAUAGACCUUGUGGCACAAAGAGGAGAGAAGCUGGAGUUGCUGAUUGACAAAACAGAGAAUCUCGUGGAUUCGUCCGUCACUUUCAAAACUACCAGCAGGAACCUUGCGCGAGCCAUGUGUAUGAAGAACCUCAAGCUUACCAUCGUCAUCAUCAUUGUAUCAAUUGUUAUCAUCUAUAUCAUCCUGUCGGCUGCCUGUGGUGGGCUUGCGUGGCCGAGCUGUGUGCAGAAGUAACUGGAGGCAGCUGGUGCUGGUCACUUGGAGAUGAGAAUCACAGGAGUGUGAAGAAGCAACCUAUGGAAUAACUCUUAAUCUUUCACUACUGACACCUUCUCAUUCUUCCACCCCUCCAGGACUUGAGACUUUUUUGCCUUAUCUCCCCAAACAGGCCCAGCUGGUCACUGCUUCUGUGCAGCUGUAACCUCGAGGAUGGGCUGUUUUAAAUUACUUG
Molecule: messenger RNA, 886 nt
Organism: Apaloderma vittatum (bar-tailed trogon)
Lineage: Eukaryota; Metazoa; Chordata; Aves; Trogoniformes; Trogonidae
Gene: VAMP7
Product: vesicle-associated membrane protein 7
Exons: 7
Coding region: 7-669 (220 amino acids)
Biological process (GO): vesicle fusion; exocytosis
Cellular component (GO): membrane; SNARE complex
Molecular function (GO): SNAP receptor activity; SNARE binding
Source: RefSeq, a predicted model, not a curated record